AUGAGGACCUGCUGCUAUGCCUUCUCCCUGACUUUAGCCAAAGGCUUUCAUCUCACUGUUCAUUUUCUGUUCCUCCUCCUCAACCAGGCAAUUUUAAUGAUCUGGAAUAUUCUGACUGACCUGAGUGGGUAUUUCCGCAUGAACUCUCAGUAUGACUGCUGUCUCAGUUACCGUUGCUCCCUGCUUGGAGCCCUUCUGCACACAGUGGCCUUCUUGCUCCCUUGGUUCCCUUGGAAACACUAUAGAGAGAGUGACUGGCUUACUGGUCUCCAGCUGGUAGUCUCCCUGUGCUUGUUUGACAGCACCCACGCCUGGGUGCAGCAAGCCCAGGGGCGCCUGUUUGCAGAGCCUUUCCCCAAGCAUAAGAGCAGGCUACAGCUGACCAGAAUUAAGCAGGUGGCAUCCCUGGUGGGCUCUGCCAGCAUCCUUUUCUGUGGCCUCGUCUCUCACAACAUGGAAAUCCUGCCCAAUUUUCAAGCCAUGUCUGUCAUCAUUGUCUUCCUGGCAUCUAUCAGCUUUUACAGUGGCAUGUUCCAUGUGAGACAGUUUGAAUUUAAAAGAAACCCAGAGGAAAACGUCUUCUCCGGGAGUGAACAGGAGUUGGCAAGGACCUCUGUCAUCUUACUGAUGAGACAAAUCUUGUCUCAAAGGAACUUGUAUCUUUUCCUCAUCAUGAAUUUCUUCCAAGUCUUCCAUUUGACUGUCUUCAGUAACUUCAUGAUGAUCUUUGUAGGUAACCUCAUUCCCAUCGAGGCUCUCUCUUCUUCUGUAAGGAGCAUCAUGUAUAGAGCUGGCUUCAUCUGCCCUCAGUGCCUGGUACUUCUAGGUCAGUCCUGCUAUAAGGUUAUCUUAAUUUCUUUCUACCUAGAAGGGGCAGCCACCCUUGUCAUGUUACUUCUGGGACAAGAACACUAUUACUGUUUGGCUGUUUAUCUCACUGUUAUCAUGGUGAUUGUACACGCCUCUCUUUGCUUAUUUAAUUUGCCAGUGGCAGACAUGGUUGAUGCGGAUUUACCGAAGUUUAACAGGCAGUCUUCUCUUUCCUUAAUGGUUGGUGUCAUCAAUGCUUUAUUUACCAGACCUGUCCAGUCGUUAGCUCCCUUGUUGAUACUGUCUAAGCUAAACCAGCAUGGGUAUGGGGAGCCGAACAAUAGGAUACUUUUAGAUCUUCAGGACAGCAUGUUUAAUUUGGUUUGUGUGGUCUCCCUGGUCAUUGCAACAGUGCAGAUUCUGACUUGGAGCUCCUUCUCUAUCAGGAACAGAAGAGACUGCUCAGGAACAGUGUAA
Molecule: messenger RNA, 1287 nt
Organism: Mus pahari (shrew mouse)
Lineage: Eukaryota; Metazoa; Chordata; Mammalia; Rodentia; Muridae
Product: transmembrane protein 180-like
Source: RefSeq, a predicted model, not a curated record